This is a messenger RNA of Ichthyophthirius multifiliis, 216 nucleotides long. Its product is annotated as PHD-finger family protein, putative. The transcript has 2 exons. The record is from RefSeq and is a predicted model, not a curated record. Lineage: Eukaryota; Ciliophora; Oligohymenophorea; Hymenostomatida. Gene Ontology annotation, biological process: regulation of transcription by RNA polymerase II.
AUGGAAGAUGUUAAUUGCUAAAUAUGUAAUGAUGGAGAUUAUGCAGAUGAUGAUUUAAUUGUCUUUUGUGCAAAAUGUAAUAUUUCUGUUCAUUAAAAAUGCUAUGGAAUUCCUAAAAUUCCUAAUGAAGAUUGGAUUUGCGAAUUAUGUCUUAAUUUUGGGCCAAACGGAAGAUUUUUAAGAUGCCCAUUAUGUCCAAAAGAGGCGGAGCAAUGA